This is a messenger RNA of Bursaphelenchus okinawaensis, 2916 nucleotides long. NCBI's taxonomy places the organism in Eukaryota, Metazoa, Nematoda, Chromadorea, Rhabditida, Aphelenchoididae. The record is from the annotation of a GenBank genome assembly.
AUGGGUAUGCUAAGCAGAUCACAUCGUAUCUUUCAGUCUGUAAAUGUCAUCAACAAGGUAUUACUGUGAUGUUACUGUAGUUGUUGUACCGACAGUUGUUGUUUUGUUUUCUAUUUUAUUAUUUUUUGUGUUUUUAAAAUUUUUUAAAACUAAAAAAACAAUUAAAUUUGACUUUGAAGUAUUCAGAACAUUAUUGUAGGCUUCUCCUGUUAUCGUACACUUGUUGAUGAUAGUUGGAGUGGCAUUAUAUGCGGUCUUUGGAGCUUUGAUAAUGCAGCGACUAGAAACAAAACGAGUAGAUGAACACACACGACACCAUCGCAUGCUCAAUAUACUCGAAAAUAAAGAGAACACUACUGUAGCUCCAAAUAUGUCAGGUAAGUUUUAAAAUUUUAAAAUUAAAAAUUUUUAUAUUUUUUAAAAGUAUUUUAUGAUGAGUUUAGAUUGAUUGCCAUCAAAAUUAAACAAAAAAUAAAGUGUUCUGUUUUUAGACAGUACACACGAAAUUCGACAACGAACGGCGUUAGGCCGAGAGAUAAUGGAAGUAGAGAGACGACAGAAAAGAGAGAUGGUGCUUGCUGCCCGGUCAAAGAAAUGUGUAGAAAGAGCAUUACAGGUAAAUGUUUUUAAAAUUUAAGGUUGAAGAUCAAGAUGGAGCAAAACGUAAUCAUAAUGUAAAAAGUCUAAAUGAUAUUGUUUACAACAUACCAUAAGUAAGAGGCUAUAUUCUCAAUAUUGUGCUUUGUUUCAGCGGCUAAUGGAGUACCAGUGCAACAUGAUGAUACUGGAUAAGAUGACAAUAAAGAUGAUAGACAAGUGUUAUCACGUUAUCACAAAAAACGAAGCCGGGUUUGAAGCAAUUAAAUUUAAAUUAACGAACGAUGAGUUGCAAUUGGGUAAGGUCGCUUUGCUCAUACAGAUAUUAUAUUAUACAUGUAUUUUAAAAUUAAAUAAAUGUUUUUAAAAGUUUAUUUAGUAUCAGCAUAUAAUAAAACCUUCAGUAUGCUUUACAUUAUUCGAAUUUCAGUAGAAGACCAGGCCGCCGAGUACGUUGAGCCCUGGUCCUUCUCUGAUUCUAUACUAUUUUCUUUUACCAUAAUCACAACGAUAGGCUAUGGUAAUCUAGCUCCUCGAACGUUUCACGGUCGUUUAUUUUGUAUUUUAUACGCUCUGAUUGGAAUACCGUUUACAUUACUGGCAAUCGCUGACCUUGGCAAGUUCUUUUCUGAGCUGAUCGAGACCUUCAACUACUAUUCCAGGAAGACAAAACGGUAGGACUUGAACUACUUGUGUUUGAAAAAAUCUUUUUUUUUUUUUUUUUUAACGUUAAGAUUCAUUUUUAAUCUGUUUUUCUUUAAAACUGCCCUAAAAGCGCAUCUUAUCCAUGUUGAAUUCAGGAAACUGCGCCGACUGUACAGAAAGAAACGAGGCUACGAGUUCGGGUCUGUCAUGUCGCUGACCAAGUCAUCAAUGAAGGACGAUGAGGUUGCAUCGUUGGAGAACGGUGAAGUCACGAAAUCAAUAGAAGAAGAGGAAGAACAGCCGGAAGAAAAGAAGUCAGAAGGAGAAUCAGAGGACGAUGAUCAACCGAUCAGCCACGGUCUUCCUUUGCUAGCCAUCUUCGUUGUCUAUUCUUUUACGGGUGCCUUGUUAAUGUCAGCUUACGAGCCGGACAUGAGCUUCUUCAAGGCCAUCUACUUCAACUUUAUCACCUUGACGUCGAUAGGGUUAGGUGAUGUUGUACCUAAAAGUGAAUCUUUUAUGGUCGUGACCUUACUUUACAUUGCUAUAGGGCUGGCUCUGACUACCAUAGCUAUCGACAUUGCUGCUGAUUACUUGAAGAAGUUGCAUUACUACGGGCGGAAGAUCGAGAACGUCGGGAACGUUGUCAUAUGGUUCGGCGGGAAAACGUAAGGUUUGAGUUAUUUUAAUAUAAAAGUGUUGGUUUUAUGCUAAAAUAUAACUUAUAGAUGCUUUUACAAACAAUUUUUGUAAAUGAUUUUCUAGACUGACAAUGAAGCAGUUAGUGAAAAACCUCGGAGACCAGUUCAACCUUCCUGUUAACACCAUAGACAACUUGAAUCUAGACAAGUUCGUAGACGAUGCCAUCAAAGUAGAAGACGGUGAACUGGAAACCUUAAGACCGCCCCCAAUAGAACCCGAGGACAUACUGAUGGAGAGUGAAGUUGGCUUCGCUGACGAUGAAACAGAGCCUUGGGAGCCCAUGAAGACGCCGACUCCUUCUCCGACUCCAGAACCAUCUCCAGAGCCUCCGAAGGAACCAACGCCAGAACCGCCGCCGGAACCAACUCCUGAACCAACUCCGAAGCCGUCUCGAGAACCUACUCCAGAACCACCACCUCGAGAACCUACUCCAGAACCUGAGCCAGCACCGUCACCACCAGCAGGUAAGUAGCAUUUAAAGAUUGUGAAGAUUACGGUAAUGUUACAGUACUCUCGGCAGAAGAAUUGGCUGCUCAGAAAAGGAAAGCGUACAGCGAGGAGGCUUGGAGAAGGUACCAAGAGUACCAAAAGGUUAGUUUUCGUUAUAAAACCGUGAAAUAUAUAUGUAUAUUAUCAAACUUUUUGUAGUUUUCGUGUAUGUUAAUACAUAUGGAUAUACAGUAAUGUUAUAAGCUUAGUUUUUUAAAUUUACAAGCUGUUAAAACCCACAAACAUGUUUAGCAAUGGAAAAAGUUCCGCCAAACGCAGUUUGUGAAUCCGGCUACAGGACGUCGACGAUCUUCAACUCGAUCUCAGCUAAAAUCAGAAGCCAGUUUAGAACAACUUCCUACAACGUCAAGUGCAUCGUCGAGUAAGGCGUCGCCUUCGACCAGUCAAACCAAGAUUCAAGUGAGCCAGUCCAAGACGGCUGUCAGAAAGACUGUCACUAAGGUAAACCGAGUCAAACGGUAA